GCAAUGUGCGAAUGUGGCAACCGAGGCGCAGACAGGGAGGGGUAUUAGAUUAACCAAAACCGCGGCUUGUUUGGUCCAUUUAUCUUAAUUUUUUUUUUUUCAUUUUUAUAGUCUGCGAUUCAUGCUGGAGUACGUCUGGAUAGUUCUUUUGCACGGUAAUCCGUUGUUCGUAAUCGGGACCCGGAGCGCUAGCGUUAGAUAGGAUUCCUCACGAAAGAAAGAAGCUACCAUCCAGCCUCAAAAUGGGCCGAUAAUGAAAAGGUGUUGUGCUGUGAAGCGAUUAUGACUUUGUAGGAUUAUUUAUUUUAAUUUAUUCCCCCUUUACCCUGUCCCUUGUUUUGUUUAUCCACAAUUGAUUCCACGCCUUGCAGCUUGCGGGGCUAAUUUUGCAAGGGGGGCUAUAUUGUACUGUACCAAACGGGACGUAAUCAAAAAGAGGACUAAACCAUGGAGCAAGCCGGUAUCCUGAAAAAGUUUAUCCAAACUGUGAAGGAAAUGAACGAGGGAGACGAGGAGAGAGGAGAGGACAACUUCGGUUGCGACUUUAUGAGGUUACGGCGAUUAUCAACCAAAUACAGAACCGAAAAGAUUUAUCCUACAAAUGUUGGAGAGCAAGAGGAGAAUGUCAAGAAAAACCGAUACAAAGACAUACUGCCAUUUGAUCACACAAGAGUGAAGCUGACAUUGAAAACUACCAAUCAGGACACAGAUUACAUCAACGCCAACUUUAUAAAGGGUAUUGAUGGCCCGGAGGCAUACAUAGCGACUCAGGGGCCUCUACCAAACACAGUCAUGGACUUCUGGAGGAUGAACUGGGAAUACAAUGUGGCGGUUAUUGUCAUGGCAUGUCGGGAGUUCGAAAUGGGAAGGAAAAAGUGUGAGAAAUAUUUCCCACAGUUCGGAGAGGAGCUGUUGACUUUUGGACCUUUUAGAAUCUCCUGUGAGGCAGAACAGGCCAGAACAGAUUAUUUCAUCCGGACGCUAGUUGUGGAGCAUGAAAAUGAGACUAGGAGGAUAACCCAGUUCCACUACAUGAACUGGCCCGACCAUGACGUUCCCUCUUCAUUUGACUCUAUUCUGGAUAUGAUUGGACUGAUGCGGGAAUACCAGGAGAAUGAUGACGUUCCUAUAUGUGUACACUGCAGUGCUGGAUGUGGGCGGACAGGGGCAAUCUGUGCCAUUGACUACACAUGGAACCUCCUCAAAGCUGGGAAAAUUCCAGAGGAUUUUAAUGUGUUUCGGUUAAUCCAGGAAAUGAGGACACAAAGGCACUCAGCUGUUCAGACCAAGGAGCAGUACGAAUUGGUUAACAAAGCAAUCGCACAGCUCUUCCAGAAACAACUUUUACUCCUGGAAAGUUCAUCUACUCAAAUUCACGAUGGCAUGGAUGAAAGUAGUCCAGACAAAUCUCGCCAACAAUCAGAUGAAGACAGAUGGGACACGCCUCCUCCAAAACCUCCGCGAAUCAGAAGUGCGCAGACUGAGGGAGAUGUGAAGGAGGAGAUUCUGCAGCCACCAGAGCCUCAUCCAGUGCCCCCCAUCCUAACGCCCUCUCCUCCUUCUGCCUUUCCCACGGUCACCAACGUACGGCAGGACAAUGACCGCUACCACCCAAAACCUGUGCUACACAUCCUUGCUACUGCACACAACAAUACUACACAGAAGCUGGAAGUGGACCAGCAGCAGAACCAAUCAGAAACCUGUGCUAACACAAUCAGCAGUCCAUCAGAUCUAAAGGACCAAAACUUAUCAAAACAAGAAACCCAGACUUUAGACUUAAAUGAUAACUAUAACAACAAAUCCUCUUCUACAACAUUAACAAAGUCCAACUCAGGUGCUAACCAGACUCACACUCCCUCCUCCCCUCUCUCUCCCAUCGUAGAGGGGUCUGGUCCAAGAAUUGAGCGAAAACUGAGUAUCGAGAUCAAAAAGGUGCCAUUACAAGAGGGACCACGUAGCUUUGACACAGCCAGCUCUAUGGGCUUAGCUGCUUCUUCCGCUAACAGUGCUAACAUGCUACAUCGAUGCCAUGCGUUCAAAACUAGGACGGGACCCACCAUUUUGACCUCUAGCUCUUCACUUUCCGAAGAUUCAGGAACAGAGGGAGGAGCGGGCUCAUGUGGGGAUAGUAAAGAAGAUGGUAUUUUAGAGCGACCAAAUCAUUUACCGGUUAAGAGUAGCGACAAAGUAGAUAGCUUAGAUGUUAAACUAGGACAUGCAGCGUGGAGUCAACCGUCGACAAGCCCAGAAAAGAAUCUAUCAAAAUCUUCGUCAUCUUCAUCCGAUCGAGUUCCUCAAAGUUCCUCUUGCUCCUCCCAUCCCUCCUCCUCAUCCUCCUCUUCCUCAUCUACACCAGUUAGAACUGCACUAAGUUUCACAAACCCGCUGCACUCGGAUAACUCGGAUGAAGAGGCCGAUGCGGAGAUGGUGGGGGUCGUCACUGGGUGCCACCAUCCUCACACUAAUGUCUUCACGGCAACGGCUGCCAUGGUGACCACAUCUUCAGGGCACCACGGCGCCCAUUUGCCAAUCAGGAAGGUGAUGCCCAUGUCUAUUGCCGAGCAGAAUACACCGACUACAAGUUCUGCAAACUGUUGUUGGGACAGCGAUGACUCCCCUCCUCCUCUCCCCAAGAGGACCCCCGAGUCCUUCAUACUGGCCACAGAUCCAUUGGAGAUUAAAACCGCCUCUGCAGAAUGGAACAGUUCACACAAAGAGGCAUCAGAUAUUGUUAAAAAGAGUACUCCAUCUGACCCAGUGUUUCCUGACCCAACCACCUCCUCACAACCCACAGACAGCAGAGCAGAGCUGGGUGGGGUUCGGUAACCGCUGUGUUCAGCCCAAAGGCCCUCGGGAGCCCCCUGUGGAGUGGACAUGAUUGACCUGUCCCUAAAAAGACUCUCUUCAUUUAUACUGCCCUCUACUGACUGCCUCACCACAGUCAGAGUCAGAAAACAAACCAUACAUUUUACAUCAAAACAUUACUCUCUAUGGGCUCUCCCUCAAAAUAUAAACACAUUAACAUUUUACUGGUGGCUUUUUCAUUUUUCUUUCUUUUUUUUUCUUCAUACAGUCUUGCUGUUUCUUGUAUUGGAUUAAAAGAUCAUUCCUGGUAAGCCAAUUUGAAAACAUAAAACUUUACAUUUAAUGUGUUAUUUCAAACAUUACAACCAAGUAUUACCAUUCAAAUAUUGUGAUUGUAAUUUAGAAAAAUCUUAGUAUUUAUAAUGCAUUGGAGUACAGCCUAUUUUGCCAUAAUUACAGAAGUCCAUGUAAAUAAGGUGCCAAUACAUUUUGGAUUUUAUUUGUAAGUAUUUUUGAUUAACUUCAAAAAAUCUAGUGUUAUAAUAUGCCUUAUGCUUUGGUUUCAGUUAUGUUUAGCUUAUGCUUCACUGUAGAAUAUGUAGACCUCUGCAGAGGCAUUAGUUUUGUUUUGAAAUGCUAAAAUGUAGUGCCCAAUUUUUAUCUAAAGCCAACUUAUAUGCUAUUUCUGGAGUAAAUGCUUAUAUUAUUCUAAGCCAAACAAUCUUGAUCCAAGUGUGCCAUGAUUUGCAUAUUAAUGAUUUUACAUAGCUUUUACUCCUGAUGCCCUACCUUUCCCAAUUCUAUCGAUUUAAACAGAGUUGGGUUGACACAAAAAAUGUCUUAGUACCCAUAUAAUCAGGAGUUUUCUUGGCUGAUACAAGAAGCAAUUUCAAGGUUUACCAACAUGUCCUACAAUUUUGAAUGAACAACAGUCAAGAUGCACUAUGUAACUUUUCUCCAUGAUGUUAUUGCUUUGUCUGUAGUGUUCCUCAGUAUGGCAUUCGACUCAUCCAUCUUGCAUUUAUUCAAUUACAUCUGUUCUUAUUACUAUAAAGACACAAUAAAAUGUAUACAUUUUUUACUGUGCGCACCCCUCCUUAGAUCUGUUCUGUCACUGCAAAUCCCUAUGAAAAUAAGUUUAAUGCAGUACUGUGGAACUUUCUAAGCAAAGCAUUAACAUAUCCAUGGAAACCACCUGGUGGCAGAUCCUGAAAUGUUACGUAGUGUACCUGUUAAAUUUUUUUUUUUUUUUUUUUUUUAAAUGGUGCAGCUUUUUUUGUCUUUUCAUUUUUUUUAUUGGGGUGCUAUAUUGUUUCUCCCUCUCCAUAUGUGCUGGUGCUACAACGCAAGGGUAGAAUUUGCCUUUUUAAACACAAUACUUACUUUGGUCUGGUGAAAGUAAUGGCUUUUUUCUUCAGUGCUGUCCUCCAUUUGAACCACACUCCCAUAACACUCAAUUAGUACAUAUAAAUGACUUCCAUAAGGCAUUAAAAGCAUUACAAGAUAUGUAUUAUUGUAAAGUGGAGCCAAAGAUAUGACCAACUUAUUUUUAACUUAAUAUUGGCAAGUGUAAAGCAUUCAUUUUUUUGUCAUUUGAUAGCAAAUAACUCAUUAGCCAAUUCAUAGUAAUAAUAGUCUAUUUUUGCCAGCAAUUCCAAUUGUGUUUUUCAAUCAGUGUUACAGUCAGCCCAGAUGUAUAAGGUCUUAUAUUGUGUUUAUCUUUUUUUUUUCAACCAUGUUGUACUGAAUUAUCUCUGGUGUUUAGUUUCAAUCAUGCACACUCAAUGAUCCCAUAUUGCACAAUUUUCUGAUCUAUGUUAUAAUGUUGUUUUUUCAUCAAAACCAUACUCGGAGUUGUGUUGUUUUUGUUUCAUACACACAUGUUUAACACACAAACCCUGCAUAUUUAGGCUGAGUUCUUCUUAAAUAGUAAAUGCUUUGUUCCUUGUGAUGUCAUUAAGUGGUAAUACAGGAACUGGCCCACUGUGUUUUUAAACUCCAUACACCUUCCCUCGAAUCAUAUGGAUAAUUUCAGCCUUGGAAUUGACAAUUUCUAGUGAACUAAAGGUAAAAUGUAGCUGUUAACUUGAAAACUACCACUUAAUGACAUCACAAGGCGGAACAGAGCAGACUAAUAAUGCAGGAUUACUCAAACAUGUGUGAAUGAAACAAAACACAACUCUGGUUAUGUUUUUGAUGAGGUAACAACAUUGUAACCUGGCUUUAAUCUCCCAAGAAUCAAUUUUGUGUAAUAUAGGACCUUUACAUAAUCCUCCAGUAAAGACAAUGGUUUAUUCCAAUAGCAGCCACUAGAGAGCACCAGGAUUAGUACUUAAGUCUACUGCUUUAGCACUCUAGAUAUAACUGUACAGGGCAGUUUAUUCAUAUAAUAUACAAUUUGUCACAUUUAUGCAAUCUUUGAAGAUGUAAGAAAGUCAAUGCAUGAUGAUAAAACUAUUUUGUUUCUUGAUUUGUAAAUUAUUCUGAACAGAUUUUGCAAAGAUUUCAGGGUUAUUUUUUAUGUUUGAGCUGUUAAAUAAUUUUGAAAGAUAUUGUUUAAUUAAACAAUAUGUUUAAUUUAAAUUGGCAGAGUUAAAGCUAUGACUGCCAGGACAGCCACCUUACACAUAAUUACCACGGGCUCCCAAAAGAUUGUAAAGAUAUUAAUAAUGAUAAUGAUGAUAAUGGUUGUUUUUGUAAAUUGUAUUUUAAAAGUUAUUUUUGUAUACACAGUUGUUUGUCACACCACUGCGCCUCAUUUAAACCUAAACAUUUCAAAAAAAAAAUCCCUUCUUUUGAAGCUAGAUGUCUUCUUUCUCUUUUUCCCAUCUUUUUUUUGCUUUAGGUACACUCAAAAUAACAAGUUAAUUUUAAAUGAAUUAUGUAAGUUUCCCUACAAAAUUAAAGCCACAGUAUCCAACUUUUCAACUUUUACAUGCAAAAAUAAAAAGGUUUUUUUCUUUUGGUUGUUUUAACUGCACUGAAAGACUUAAAACUGUACCCUUCAGUCCAGUCUAAUCCACUUUAUUUCUGUAGCGCAUUUUAUAAACAUAUGGUUUCCAAAGUGCUGCACAUAGUGGAAAUAAAAGUUAAAAAAAAACAAAAAACAAAACUUACAGUGAGUGGGCUUGCAUCUCCACAAACCUGAGUCUUAUUUGGCCUUCUUGCUCAUUUCCAUGGAAAUUAUGUUAUUUUGGCUAUAAUAUGGCAUUAAACUUAUCUAUCUUCAUGGAGAAUGGUCCACGCUAUGGUUUUAACUUUUUGUUUCCUCGGAAUCAUGCAAGUCAAAAGCCAUCUAAAAUGUAUACUGUACUGUGUAAAUGUUUGUAUGGAAAAUAGUGAUAUAUUUAUAAGUCCUAUUAUUUUUGAGUGUACUAGGCAAUUUCACAUGUGCUACCAAAAUAUAUUACUCCUAUUAUUUUUGUUCCAUUAUCCAAAAAUGAAGGUUUAGUCUGCAAAAAAAACAACAAUUCAUUAUCAAUAUAUUUUCUUUUUAGCCAAAUUAUUUUACAUUUGCAACAAUAUAAGUAGGAAAUGAAGUAGCUUACUUCAUAGCUUACAGUGUCAAGUGAAUUAUUACUUGUAAUUAUUAUGUUAAAAAUUAUAUACAUAAACUAUUAAUUAAUAAAUAAAUCUGAAUUACAGUUGUCAAAAGUAUCUAAAAUUUGAUACUUGGUGAUACUAAAACUAUUAUCAAAACUAGAUACUCAUUUGAACAGGUUUUGAUUUUAAAGGAAAAAAAAAGUCACAUUUACAAUACAGAAGUCAACCUUUCCUGAAUAGUUUUAGAGUGAUCUUGAGCUGUAUCAGAACAAGUUUAAGAAAUGACCACAAUUUAAUGGUGAAAAUUAUAGUGAUUUUUUUUUUUUUCUUUAUUAUAGUCAUUCAAUUGAAAUAGAAUUGAGUAUCGAGUCUAUCCCUUGGUAUCGAAAUAAAGUUUGAAAUGUUAUUACCUUGAGGACACUAACUCCAAACUACUCAUUUCAAGAUAAAUAUUUUUCAAUCAUUUGAGCUCAUCUAGAUUUUUUUUUUUGCUGUGAAAACUUCUAUUCUUUCUACCUCUCAUUUAUAUCACCCUCCCUGCACACUAGCCUCAGAAAGAGCCUGCCUGUGCCUUUAAGACUUUAAAGCCCCCCCCCCCCCCCCCUUCUUUUGGUCAAUCAGCAUCACCACAAUUGCACAAGCCCCUCCCACUUUUGCCCAUCUGUUUAGCCAAAUGUUGCCCCCACCCACCUCCACCCAGCCAAUUGUAUGUUGCAGAAAUCAAUCAAUAGCAAAGCUCUUUUUGUACUUGUAAGUAUUGGACAUAUUGAGAUGUAUGUGUGAGUGUGUACAUAAGGAUUAAAAUGCAUUAGUUUACAAUUUAGAGGUGGUUCAUGGAUCACUUUGAAAUGUCUCUGAAGCCACACAAAAUAAAAUAAUUUAAUCAUG
Molecule: messenger RNA, 7236 nt
Organism: Periophthalmus magnuspinnatus
Lineage: Eukaryota; Metazoa; Chordata; Actinopteri; Gobiiformes; Gobiidae
Gene: ptpn12
Product: protein tyrosine phosphatase non-receptor type 12
Exons: 18
Coding region: 448-2826 (792 amino acids)
Biological process (GO): peptidyl-tyrosine dephosphorylation
Cellular component (GO): nucleus; cytoplasm
Molecular function (GO): non-membrane spanning protein tyrosine phosphatase activity
Source: RefSeq, a predicted model, not a curated record